Synchiropus splendidus (mandarinfish) is the source of this 1461-nucleotide messenger RNA. Its product is annotated as AP-1 complex subunit sigma-2-like. Gene Ontology annotation, biological process: vesicle-mediated transport; intracellular protein transport. The transcript has 5 exons. Gene Ontology annotation, cellular component: intracellular membrane-bounded organelle; AP-1 adaptor complex; membrane coat. Gene Ontology annotation, molecular function: clathrin-cargo adaptor activity. The record is from RefSeq and is a predicted model, not a curated record. The coding region runs from base 170 to 643 and encodes 157 amino acids. Lineage: Eukaryota; Metazoa; Chordata; Actinopteri; Syngnathiformes; Callionymidae.
AGCUGCUAUCAUCGUCGCUGUCUCCCUGACCAGUGUCCAUCACCGUCCGCUAGCUGCGUUAGCAUCGAGCUAACCCGCAGCAGCACUCAAUCCACACGUUGGUCGACUUGGAAGUCAUUCGGAUUGACAUUUGCUGUAAACGACUGGCGCCUGAUACACAAACGCAAAGAUGCAGUUCAUGCUUCUGUUCAGUCGCCAGGGGAAGUUGCGGUUGCAGAAAUGGUACGUUCCUCUGUCAGACAAGGAGAGAAAGAAGAUCUCCAGAGACCUGGUCCAGACCAUACUGGCCAGGAAGCCAAAGAUGUGCAGCUUCCUGGAGUGGAGGGACCUGAAGAUUGUCUAUAAGAGGUAUGCAAGUCUGUAUUUCUGUUGUGCUGUGGAGGAUCAGGACAACGAGCUGAUCACCCUGGAGAUCAUCCACAGAUAUGUUGAGCUGCUGGACAAAUACUUUGGCAGUGUGUGUGAGUUGGAUAUCAUCUUCAACUUUGAAAAGGCUUACUUCAUCCUUGAUGAGUUCCUCCUGGGCGGGGAAGCACAGGAAACCUCCAAGAAGAAUGUGUUGAAAGCCAUCGAACAGGCCGACCUGCUGCAGGAGGAGGCUGAAGCACCGCGCAGCGUUCUGGAAGAAAUUGGUCUGACAUAAAUUGUCACAGGGUUAGUUCCCUCCUGGCAGCCUUCGAGUCUUGAUCCCCGUCUACUUGGUCAGUGUUGUGUGUAAAUAAUCCAGGUUGUGUUACCAUAAAGUGUAAUGUCUUUAAAUGUAUUGUCGACGGUAGCUUCAGUCCCCGCACGUACGCACAACCAGAAAAUAUGGUAGCAGCGUUGAUGUCCUGUGAGUUCUGUGCCGUCUUUCGGGAUUAAUCUGUUACUCAGUUAAGCAUCUCACAUUCUGGGAGGAAAACAAAAGAUCACUGAAGUGAAUACUAAAUCACAUAUAGGCUGCUAAUGUCAACUUUCCAGAAUAUGUGAUGCUAAAAAUCAUCAGCAGAUUUCAGUUGUUGUUUGUAUCAUGCAAAAACGUAGCACUAGACUCAACAGAUGUUAGCUAGCAAAUGUAGUUUCCUGGUUGUGUCCCUGCUUGAAUUUUCGCUGUAAUGUUGUGCGUCAACUUGUGUCAGUUUGCUCAGUUUUCCCCUAAAUCUUUGUCUUGUAAAGAGAAUUGUACACUCUGGAAAGGAUAGUAAAGUGAAAUCAAUGCACUUGUUUUUUCUUCUACUUUGGCUUUGUCUGACCAAAGAACACUGUGUUUUAUCCUAAAAUUGUGUACAUACAAAUUCACUCGGCAAAAGGGAUUAAAAUUAUGUUCUCAACACAGCCUGUAUUUGAAGGUCCAUUAAAAAAGAAGAAUGACUUUGAUUGCUGCAAGUUGAGAUUCUUGUUUUUUAGCUGCAGAUGCAUUUAAAAACGCUGGAAAUAUAAUUCUCAAUUGUAUCAGAGAAAAAUAAACGAAUGUGUGUAUGC